Molecule: messenger RNA, 2972 nt
Organism: Carlito syrichta (Philippine tarsier)
Lineage: Eukaryota; Metazoa; Chordata; Mammalia; Primates; Tarsiidae
Gene: AVIL
Product: advillin
Exons: 19
Coding region: 24-2483 (819 amino acids)
Biological process (GO): actin polymerization or depolymerization; actin filament severing; barbed-end actin filament capping
Cellular component (GO): actin cytoskeleton; cytoplasm
Molecular function (GO): actin filament binding; phosphatidylinositol-4,5-bisphosphate binding
Source: RefSeq, a predicted model, not a curated record
UCAGUCCCGGGAAGACGAUCACCAUGCCUCUGAGCAGCGCCUUCAGGGCUGUGGGCAAUGACCCUGGGAUCAUCACCUGGAGAAUAGAGAAAAUGGAGCUGGCGCUGGUGCCCCUGAGCGCCCACGGCAACUUCUAUGAAGGGGACUGCUACGUUGUCCUUUCGACCCGGAGAGUGGGCGGACUCCUCUCCCAGGACAUCCACUUCUGGAUCGGGAAGGACUCCUCCCAGGAUGAGCAGACCUGCGCAGCCAUCUACACCACGCAGCUGGACGACUACCUGGGAGGCAGCCCCGUGCAGCACCGAGAGGUCCAGCACCACGAGUCUGACACCUUCCGGGGCUACUUCAAGCAGGGCGUCAUCUACAAGAAGGGGGGCGUGGCCUCUGGGAUGAAGCACGUGGAGACCAACACCCAUGAUGUGCAGCGGCUGCUCCACGUGAAGGGGAAGAGAAACAUCACCGCCACCGAGGUGGAAAUGAAUUGGGACAGUUUCAACCGAGGGGAUGUCUUCCUGCUGGACCUUGGGAAGGUCAUCGUCCAGUGGAAUGGCCCAGAGAGCAACAGUGGGGAGCGCCUAAAGGCUAUGCUUCUGGCGAAGGAUAUUCGGGAUAGGGAGCGAGGGGGCCGUGUGGAAAUCGGCGUGAUCGAGGGGGAUAAGGAGGCGGCCAGCCCAGAGCUACUGAAGGUCCUUCAGGACAGCCUUGGCCGCCGCUCCAUUGUCAAGCCUGCAGUCCCUGAUGAGGCCAUAGACCAGCGGCAGAAAUCAAAUAUCACCUUGUAUCAUGUCUCAGACUCGGCUGGGCAGCUAGCAGUCACAGAGGUAGCAACCAGGCCUCUGGUCCAGGACUUGCUGAACCACGAUGACUGCUACAUCCUGGACCAGGGCGGAACCAAGAUCUACGUGUGGAAAGGAAAAGGAGCCACAAAGGUUGAGAAACAGGCAGCCAUGUCUAAAGCCCUGGGCUUCAUCAAGAUGAAGGGCCACCCCAGCAGCACCAACGUGGAGAUUGUCAACGACGGGGCUGAGUCGGCCAUGUUCAAGCAGCUGUUCCAGAAGUGGUCAGGGAAGGACCAGACCGUGGGCCUCGGGAAGAUGUUCAGCAUUGGCAAAAUUGCUCAAGUUUUCCAGGGUAAGUUUGACGUGACCCUGCUGCACACCAAGCCUGAGGUAGCUGCCCAGGAAAGAAUGGUUGACGAUGGCCACGGCAAAGUGGAGGUCUGGAGAAUUGAGAACCUGGAGCUGGUCCCCGUGGAACACCAGUGGUACGGCUUCUUCUACGGGGGAGACUGCUAUCUGGUUCUCUACACGUAUGAGGUGACUGGAAGGCCAUGUUACAUCUUGUACAUCUGGCAGGGCCGCCACGCCUCCCAGGAUGAGCUGGCAGCCUCGGCAUACCAGGCAGUGGAGGUGGACCGGCAGUUUGAUGGGGCCGCCGUGCAGGUUCGCGUCAGCAUGGGGAAGGAGCCACGCCACUUCAUGGCCAUCUUCAAGGGGAAGCUGGUUAUCUUUGAGGGUGGGACUUCCAGGAAAGGGAACGGUGAGCCCGACCCUCCAGUGAGACUCUUCCAGAUUCAAGGAAAUGACACAUCUAACACCAAAGCGGUGGAGGUUCCAGCCUAUGCCUCUUCCCUCAACUCCAAUGAUGUCUUUCUCCUGCGCACCCAGGCAGAGCAUUACCUGUGGUACGGCAAGGGGUCGAGUGGGGAUGAGCGGGCCAUGGCUAAGGAGCUGGCCGGGUUCCUCUGUGACGGCGCUGAGGACACUGUGGCAGAGGGCCAGGAGCCAGCUGAGUUCUGGGACUUACUGGGAGGGAGAGCACCUUAUGCCAACGAUAAAAGAUUACAGCAGGAAGUCCUAGAUGUCCAGCCCCGGCUCUUCGAAUGUUCCAACAAGACUGGCCGGUUCAUUGUCACUGAGAUCACAGACUUCACCCAGGAUGACCUGAACCCAGGUGACGUGAUGCUCCUAGAUACCUGGGACCAGGUGUUCCUGUGGAUUGGGGUUGAGGCCAACGCCGCUGAGAAGGAGCAGGCCCUGGCCACCGCGCAGGAGUACCUGCACACUCACCCUGGCGGCCGAGAUGCCGGCACACCAAUCCUGAUCAUCAAACAGGGCUUUGAGCCUCCCAUCUUCACAGGCUGGUUCCUGGCCUGGGACCCUCACAUGUGGAGCGCAGGAAAAUCAUAUGAACAAUUAAAAGAAGAGCUAGGCAAUGCUGCAGCCAUUGUGCGGAUUACUGCUGACAUGAAGAACGCAACCCUCUCCCUGAAUUCUCAUAACAGUGAGUCAAAAUAUUAUCCCAUAGAAGUUCUAUUGAAAAACCAGAAUCAAGAGCUGCCCGAGGACGUGAACCCUGCCAAAAAGGAGAAUUACCUCUCUGAACAGGACUUUGUGUCUGUGUUUGGCAUCACAAGAGGGCAAUUUAUUGCUCUGCCUGGCUGGAAACAGCUUCAACUGAAGAAAGAAAAGGGGCUUUUCUAAGGCAAGAAGGCAUAUGCCUAUUGCAAGACCAAGGAGAGACCAGAGAGUGCCAAUACCAGGAAAGAAUUCACCUACCAAUUUCUGCCUGACAUCCAGCCACUUAGUUUAGAUACAAUAGAGUCUGAAAAUCUCAGCAUGUUUUUCAUUUUUUUCUCAUCCUUGCAUCCCUUGGUUAUUAUAUACAGUACACAAAAAUGUUAACCACCCAUUUUUUGGUUUUUGUGGCUUUCUAGCUAAAGCCACAGCAGAAAGCACUAGAACUGCAUAAAUCUGGAGAAGCCAAAAUAACCAAAUACUAAGUUUAAAAUGUUUAAUAUUGUGCCAGGACCUACAAUUGUUUUAAAUUUCAUUAUCAGUACGUCUAAACCUACUUAACCUGCAAAUCAUUGAAAUCACAUGAUACAGCCCAAGGUUGAAAUGCAAAGGCCCAGAUCUGUUAUGUGCCAGAGCAUUUUUAACUUUUUUUUCAAAUAAAGACGCCUGUAAUGA